Molecule: messenger RNA, 3603 nt
Organism: Polyodon spathula (Mississippi paddlefish)
Lineage: Eukaryota; Metazoa; Chordata; Actinopteri; Acipenseriformes; Polyodontidae
Product: Krueppel-like factor 3
Exons: 8
Coding region: 193-1212 (339 amino acids)
Biological process (GO): regulation of transcription by RNA polymerase II
Molecular function (GO): RNA polymerase II cis-regulatory region sequence-specific DNA binding; DNA-binding transcription factor activity, RNA polymerase II-specific
Source: RefSeq, a predicted model, not a curated record
AAUCGUAUCACUUUGGAAAGUUUGCAUACCACUCAGAGAGGAACUGUAACAAGGGAGAAAUUAUCACAAGCACUGGACUGGAGGGAGGACCUCUUAAACACUUGGCCAGCACAACUUCUGUGUCUCAUUUAUCAGCACCUGGCACCGAGUCUCCUCUGUGAUGAUAUUGAUCACUUCCCCUGGCUUCUCAGUAUGUGCAAGCCAGCAAAAUUGCUCAUGUAUGACUACUUACCUGUCAAACAAGAACCAUUGGAAUUGUCAUUCUGUUCUGAUUACUUGGCCAAAACCUUGGUGAAGCCUCCUGAGACAUACAGUGUGAUGUAUGCACCGCAGAAUGGGCUGCACAGUAGACUGUAUCAGCUUCAUGAUGGACAACCCAGUGGGAACCAAAUGGAGCCGGUUGACCUUUCUCUCAACAAACGAAGCUCUCCUCCCUCGCCAUAUUCUUUGACAACCCUUUCCAACUCCAGCUUGUCCCACGGGCUCUCUAUGUCUCCCUCAAGGUCACCCCAUAAAAGAACUUCACCUACCGUGCCGCCCCACUCUGUGCCCAUGCCCUUUCCCAGCAUGAUGAGCCCCAUGCUGCCCGGUACAGGAAUGACCAGCCAAGGAAUGAUUUCAGUGAUACCCUCAGUCAUGGUGCAGCCAGUGUCUCUUCUCUACGCACCACAUCUUUCCCAGCCGAUUGUGGUCUCUUCCAGGAUGAAUGAUGAAAUGCAAAGCCUCCCCAGCAUGCAAGAAUUUAGAGGCGUGAGCCAUGAAGUGAUGAAACAGUUUAAAUCUGAAUCAAGAACAGAGCAUACACAAAAUAGUUAUCAUGAAGAGAUUUCAUCUUCAGGCAUCAAUGCAUCUAUGGUGUCCCACAAAAGCAAUACUCCGUCUGUGAUCGUUCAUCCAAUGAAGCACCCCCUGCCAGCCGAAUCUCCAGACACGGUGAAGAAACGGCGGAUACACAGGUGUGACUACGAAGGGUGUAACAAAGUGUACACGAAGAGUUCCCACCUCAAAGCUCACAGACGAACACAUACAGGUGAGAAGCCCUACAAAUGCAUGUGGGAAGGCUGCACCUGGAAGUUUGCACGCUCUGAUGAACUGACCAGACACUUCCGCAAGCACACUGGCAUCAAGCCGUUCCAGUGCCCGAACUGCGAGCGCAGCUUCUCGCGCUCGGACCACCUGGCACUCCACAAGAAACGCCACUUACUCGUUUGAACCCGAGGUGUGAAAAAAAACUAAGCUUGUGUUAGCAUUACUGGUUCAGCUGGCCUGAAUCCUUCAAGACAUGGUGUAUGACAAAAACCUUUUUAUUAUAACGGUCAGUGUAAAUGCACAGUAAACACACAGCGUACUUGUUUUUAAUUAUUCUGAUAAAGACGGGUCAGACCUCUACAAUGUGAACUUCUUUUUUUUUUUUGCUUUUCUAGGGCUGAAUGCUUUUUAUUAAGGAUACAUUUUUUAGAGUUUUUGUAUAGGCAUAUAAAAUGUGCCUUUUACUAGCUUUCUUUCAAUUAUUAUUUCAGCUUCAUGUAAAAUGUGUAUCAAACUUUUUGCCAGUUUAUUUAUGUUUUUAUUUUGUUUUAUUUGCAGAUAGCAGCAGAAUGCAUUAGUGUUGCACAUUGGUGUGACUGUCUCACUCAAGUACACUGUGAGCAGACCCGUAUGUACAUUUCGUGUUUUGUUUUUUUGUUUAAUGUUCAGGAGUAGUCACAUUGCAUACGAUUUUAACAAAUACAAUGUUGUGAAGGGCUGCUAUAAAAAUUACUCAUCUGGUUUCAACUUACUUGGAUUUUUUAAUACAUGCUCCAUGUGUGCCGUAACUUUAAACUGCAUAGAUGUCUGGUUACAGCUAGAUGUCUGGUAGUGGAGUCCCUUUUAUAUAUGCCACCAGUGUGGAAAGAGGAAAUGUAGUUCGCCAGGCACUUUAUCCAAACCUAGGAUUUCUAACAUGGACCAAAGACAUUGGAAUACAUUUGUUCUACAGGGAAAAACAAGUUAAAUGCAAAAAUAGUAAAAUUCAAGGUGUAAACACCCCUGUAAAACUCGGGGUGUAAACACCCCUGUAACAUGUACUUUUACUCAAGUGCUACUUGAGAUAGCACUGCACUGAAGUAAAAUUCACAUUCUUGACAAUACAUAUACUGCAAACAGCCAGUAUAUAAAACAUUGAGCCCUGUGCUGAUAAGUUUAGAGCAGCAGGCAUGCUCUGUGGACAAACAUACAAUAUAGCAUUGGAAUUUAAAAUAGAAUCACUUUUUGCAUUUCCUUGAGCCAAGUAGAAUGAUAAAUGAAAAAUCUGGCUUGCACACAAAGAGCAUUUAACAGAUCUGUACAUAAUCUACACAAUUCUUUUUUUGGAUUUUUUUUAAGGUGUCCCAAGUGUUGUAAUAACCCUGUGAAUACAGGUUUACUUACUGGAAUUUGAGGAUGUGGUAAACUGAUAAGUUAUGAGUUGCAGAGCAUUUUUUUCUAACUCUCAAAAUGUGAAUGUAUAUAAUAACUGGGCAUUGUUGUUUUUAUAAAAAGUAUUUUAGUUUUGGGAAUAAAUAUGGUGAGUUUUUAUAUGGAGAAGCAGGUAGAAAAAGUGUUUAUCUCUUUAUUUUAUUAAAUUAAAAAUAAAAUGUGUGUUGUAUUUAAAUAACAAAUAUAUAAGAUGUGGAACACUAUUUUCUUUGCACUUUAACUUAUUUAAAUCCAAAUAAACCCUAUACUGCGUUGCUGUUUCUUACUGAACUGAAGUGUCUUUUUAAAGUGAUGCAUGCUCCAUAACGUGUCAAAACCUCCUAUAGUAGCAUUACAGUGUGCACAAUCCUAAAAAAAACCCUACUGGAGAAUAUUAACUCUAAGCACUUGCUCUAUUACUUUGGACACCCAUCUGCAUGAAUGAUGCUCAUUAGAAGGGCUUUAUCUUUUCCUCGGUAUUGUGAGCAUGGCUGGUGCCAAGGUUGAGGGUGAUGGGCUUCAGUUAUACUCCAAUAACGGAUGUGUUAAAAUGAACACAGGGUUAAUUUGAUUAAGGGAAACAGUUUGUUAAAACAACAAUGUGUUAUGUUAAAUGACAACACAGUAACGGUUAAAUAUAGCAUGAGCUGUGUGUGCUUCUCAAUCAGAUAUUUGGGUUGUACAUUGCAAUAUUUCAUGCAUCAUUUUAAAUUGUAAUUACUUAAUUACAGGCACAAGUUUCUAUGCAGACAACAGCAAAGUUCAAAUAUCAUUGACCCAUAAAAUCCAAACUCUCCUUAGCGUGCCAAGAGCCAUCCAUCAGUAGAGUUAUUACUUGUUUAAAACUGCAAAGUUUUUAUACAUAAGUUGUAAUAUAUAUAUGUAAUAGUGUAACUGUUAAGACUGGCUGGGCAAAAUUGGCAAUUAAGAUUUUAGCAUGCUUAUUCAUUUUAUCGCAAAGAAUAUAAUGUUAUUAAAGACAUGAAUUUGUAUUAAACUAUAUAACUUGUAAUAAUUUUAGGUUGGUAGUCCAAAGGGAAUUCUGUAAUGACUUUUUUUGUCAUGUGAAACUGUGAACACAAGUCUUUACUGUACAAUCUUAUUCUUUAUUCAUUACUGCAUUAUUGUAUAUCAUUUAAUAAAACUAUAAGGACAUUAAAAAAA